AUGACAUACACAGAGCAGGCCAGCAAAAGGCACCACUGCAUGAGGCUGACAUGCUUUAUCUGUCUAAAUGACUAUCUGAUUGAGAAUGCAAUGCACAUCUUAACGGUGAAUUCCGUUAACUCUCUUUUGAAUUAUCUCACGGACAAGCUAAAACGAACACCUUCAGCAGAUGUCAUUCAGAAAUGGAUUACUGAAGAAAAGCCUGAAGUUACUGAUAGAAAGGGAGCGCCUGUGGUGGAAAAGCUAGAAGAACACGAGUCUCUUGUCCCCAUGUUUGUCACAGAACUGAUAUUGACGGUCCAGUCACUAUUCUUCGAGCCUUCUUUGGAAGACUUUCUGGAUGGCAUUUCAGGUUCGAUUAAUCAUUUUCAGAACACUGUGUUAUCGGUUCCUAAUCUCGUGCCUGAUUCGUAUUUUGAUGCUUUCACCAGCCCUUACAUUAACAACAAACUUGAGGGAAAAACCUGUGGAUCUGGGCCAAGCUUAUCAGCAGUAUUUGACGAUGAUAAGAAUUUUCACACAAUUAUCUUUCAAAUAAAG
Galeopterus variegatus (Sunda flying lemur) is the source of this 540-nucleotide messenger RNA. RefSeq names its product dynein heavy chain 6, axonemal-like. The annotation marks the transcript as partial. The transcript is spliced from 4 exons. The record is from RefSeq and is a predicted model, not a curated record. NCBI's taxonomy places the organism in Eukaryota, Metazoa, Chordata, Mammalia, Dermoptera, Cynocephalidae.